AUGGUGAAGCUCACACUUCUCUCUCCAAAAGGCAACAAUGGCGUCCGCUUCUUUCCCUGCAGUGGCUAUCUCGGCUUGACACCUCUCAAGUUUGAAGGAGUCGUCCGAACUGAAAUCGAGCAGGAUGGAAAACAUCUCCCUGCCAAAGAUAUAACAGUCUUUGUUCGCUGUUAUGAGUUUCGUCACGGCCGCUUGGGCACAGUACAAUCCAAUAUUUUGGUAGAGCACUCCGUCUCGUUAUGGAGGAAACCAGACAGCCAAGACUGGGCAGAUAUAGGAAAUGCGGAAUAUCCAUUCCGCCUGUCCAUGCCACUUCAUACUACUGGACCUAGCACAGCUCUUUACUUUCAAGAGUAUCGAAUAUGUUGGCGAAUCGAGGCCGUCGUCAAUCACGCUCCCAUUCCGGGUGUCGGUUCUCGCUUGCUUAAACAUUAUGAUCUCUAUUUGAUCCGCCAUAACUUACCAGGAAAUGUAUCUCCUCAUUCUCCGGUAACCCCGCCCCCAACAUCUUAUCUAUCCACCAAGUCUAAAGGUCCUUCACUCCGCUAUCGUAUCAUACUACCUACUAAACCCGUCGGCCCCCUCGACAUCGUUUCUUUACAAGUCACCGUCCAACCACUCGAUCAAGCAGUAUCCAUUCGCAGUGCGACUGCCGUCGUUGAAAGAAGAAUACAAUUCUCCGAGUUCCCGACAUCGCCUUCUGGUACUUUGACACCAUCGGCCCCUACAUUAUCGUCACACUCAUAUCCCACAUCAAACCAAGAAUCAAACUCUCAUGAUCGUCACUCUGUCGCAGCGAACUCCUACGACAUUACAUCCGCAGCGUCAUCCUCCAAUGAUCUUCACUACCUUUCCUCAACCUCUUCCUUGGUAUCUGACACGCGACCUCUUCUGCCACAACAACAAUCAUCAGUGCCUAGUACCUCAUCAGUGACUCACACAAGCGAACGAACAACGACACAUAUUUUUGCUCAUCUUGAAUCUUCCCAUCGCUUCACUCGGGAUUCUACUGGAACCUGGCGUCAGACUCUCACAUUUUCUUGGCCCGAUACCAGUCCCAGUAGCCGAUGGACGGUUGGAGAAACGCUUCAGACCGGCAUGGCUUCUAUCAGGUUUUUUAUUCGCGUAAAGUUGAUCGUCUCCUCCCCUAACUCGAGCGCUGAAACGGUCGAGCUUGAUGACCAAGAAAUUAUUGUAGUCUCGACCAACGAGGCUCAGCGUCAAUUGGCUCUCUCACGCUAUUCCGCCGCAGGGCAGUCCAAGUCUAGGUCCCCCAAACGAUCAAAGCGAGAACGUCCAAAUACAAAUACUCAACUACCAUCACCGCCUCGUAGCCCUCCUGCAGUCGCCGAAGUACCAGAAAAAGCGCCCAUUGCACCUAAAGGCGGCCAUGAGCAUGAAAUACCACAUGGACAUAGUCACAAGUUUUCUUCUGUAUCAUCCCCACAAUCCGGAAGCAAGUACAAGCUGAAGUCCAUACGCAGACCCCACACUUCUGCCGGGCCCCGUGACACGCCACAUGGGUACGAUUCACGGGGAUAUAACCCUCCUCACAAUCAUAACAAUCGACACCCUGUCCCUCUGCGCCCCGAAACUGCAUACAGUGGACCCACCACUAAUGGACGCGGUACUCAUGGUGCUUUCAACCAGAAGUGGGUGGAAGCUCCACGGCUUGGUCAUUCUAGUUCAAGCGCAAGCUCGGAAGGAGCCCACUCGCCAAUACCUGAAAGUACUGCUCGUGCAGAUGGUAGCUUGUUGUUCGAGAAAGUCGGACAAGUAGAGAUGCGUGCGUGGGAGGAAGAACUAGCAAGAAUAGAAUUGGUGAGCCGCAGAAGUACUGCGGAUAUGAUGGAUUUUGUGUCCCAGCGGAGGAAGCUGAACGGCCAACAAGUCAUACGGACUUUUCUGCAAGCGGAAGGCUAG
Messenger RNA from Suillus subaureus, 1923 nucleotides. RefSeq lists its product as uncharacterized. The transcript is spliced from 4 exons. The coding region runs from base 1 to 1923 and encodes 640 amino acids. The record is from RefSeq and is a predicted model, not a curated record. NCBI's taxonomy places the organism in Eukaryota, Fungi, Basidiomycota, Agaricomycetes, Boletales, Suillaceae.